Messenger RNA from Lymnaea stagnalis (great pond snail), 31782 nucleotides. Lineage: Eukaryota; Metazoa; Mollusca; Gastropoda; Lymnaeidae. The record is from the annotation of a GenBank genome assembly.
CCGUGGAAUAAUGAGAUCACCGCGCAGCAAAGAGACCCGCGAAGGAUAGACAUUGAAGGGAGUCCAAGCAGUGCACGAGGGGAGGUCACAAAAUAAUAAUACGUCUCUGUAUCCAGUGGUGUGUAAAUUCUUAUAAUGCACACAUUAUUUUCUGCCGGGGCUAAGCAGAAUUUAAAAAAAAAAAUGUUCUGAUCCAAAUAAAAUAAUAAUAUAUUCUUUUUCUCUUUUAAUAAUUUUUUUUUUUUCAGAUGAACCACCUCCUUGUAAAGUCUUAGCCCUACAAUUUAUAUCAUCGUGUUAAGCGUGCUAGCGACGUCCCAAGUCGAGCCCCGUUGGCAAUCCCAACUGCUCUAUUGACAGGAACUUAUCAAGGUAAAUUUAUAUUUUAAUAAUUGAUGAACUGCAUUCAGGUUGUGUAAAGAAUAAAUAAGAUCAAAUUAUGUUUGAACGUGUCUAUUAAUUCAAAGUUAACAUAUCUUUUUUCUUAAAUUUCAUAAAUUUGUAUUUUUGUGGCGGAGAAAAAAAAAAGGGGUGGGGGGCGGGGUUAUCACAUUUCUUCAUAUUUAAAUGUGGCAUUUCAGAAGACUGGAUAUUUUGUAAUGGAAAUAAAAUGCGUACAUUUUGGGAACAAAAUAGCUACCAUGUAAGAACUACUAAAUUGUGUUGUAUGGACCACUAAAGUGUGUUGUAUGGACCACUAAAGUGUGUUGUAUGAACCACUAAAGUGUGUUGUAUGAACCACUAAAGUGUGUUGUAUGAAUCACUAAAGUGUGUUGUAUGAAUCACUAAAGUGUGUUGUAUGGACCACUAAACUGUUUUGUAUGAACCACUAAAGUGUGUUGUAUGGACCACUAAAGUGUGUUGUAUGGACCACUAAAGUGUGUUGUAUGAAUCACUAAAGUGUGUUGUAUGAACCACUAAAGUGUGUUGUAUGAAUCACUAAAGUGUGUUGUAUGGACCACUAAAGUGUGUUGUAUGGACCACUAAUGUGUGUUGUAUGAACCACUAAAGUGUGUUGUAUAAACCACUAAAGUGUGUUGUAUGGACCACUAAAGUGUGUUGUAUGGACCACUAAAGUGUGUUGUAUGGACCAAUAAAGUGUGUUGUAUGAACCACUAAAGUGUGUUGUAUGGACCACUAAAGUGUGUUGUAUGGACCAAUAAAGUGUGUUGUAUGGACCACUAAAGUGUGUUGUAUAAACCACUAAAGUGUGUUGUAUGAAUCACUAAAGUGUGUUGUAUGAAUCACUAAAGUGUGUUGUAUGGACCACUAAACUGUUUUGUAUGAACCACUAAAAUGUGUUGUAAGGACCACUAAAGUGUGUUGUAUGGAUCACUAAAGUGUGUUGUAUGGACCACUAAAGUGUGUUGUAUAAACCACUAAAGUGUGUUGUAUGAAUCACUAAAGUGUGUUGUAUGAAUCACUAAAGUGUGUUGUAUGGACCACUAAACUGUUUUGUAUGAACCACUAAAAUGUGUUGUAAGGACCACUAAAGUGUGUUGUAUAAACCACUAAAGUGUGUUGUAUGAAUCACUAAAGUGUGUUGUAUGAAUCACUAAAGUGUGUUGUAUGGACCACUAAACUGUUUUGUAUGAACCACUAAAAUGUGUUGUAAGGACCACUAAAGUGUGUUGCAUGGACCACUAAAGUGUGUUGUAUAAACCACUAAAGUGUGUUGUAUGGACCACUAAAGUGUGUUGUAUGGACCACUAAAGUGUGUUGUAUGGACCAAUAAAGUGUGUUGUAUGAACCACUAAAGUGUGUUGUAUGGACCACUAAAGUGUGUUGUAUGGACCACUAAAGUGUGUUGUAUGAAUCACUAAAGUGUGUUGUAUGGACCACUAAAGUGUGUUGUAUGAAUCACUAAAGUGUGUUGUAUGGACCACUAAAGUGUGUUGUAUGGACCACUAAUGUGUGUUGUAUGAACCACUAAAGUGUGUUGUAUGGACCACUAAAGUGUGUUGUAUGAACCACUAAAGUGAGUUGUAUGGAACAAUAAAGUGUGUUGUAUGAACCACUAAAGUGUGUUGUAUGAAAAACUAAAGUGUGUUGUAUGGACCACUAAAGUGUGUUACAUGAACCACUAAAGUGUGUUGUAUGAACCACUAAAGUGUGUUGUAUGAAUCACUAAAGUGUGUUGUAUGGACCACUAAAGUGUGUUGUAUGAACCACUUAAGUUGGCUUUAUGGACCACUAAAGUGUGUUGUACGAACAACUAAAGUGUGUUGUAUUGACCACUAAAGUGUGUUGUAUGGACCACUAAAGUGUGUUUUAUGAACCAUUAAAAUGUAUUGCAUGGACCACUAAAGUGUGUUGUAUGGACCACUAGAGUGUGUUUUAUGAACCAUUAAAAUGUAUUGCAUGGACCACUAAAGUGUGUUGUAUGGACCAUUAAAGUGUGUUGUAUGGACCACUAAAGUGUGUUGUAUUGGCCUCCAAACUGUGUUGUAGGGACUUCUAAAGUGUGGUGAAUAAACAUCUCAUAUGUAGUAAAUUAAUGUCUAAAAUCGGAAAUGUACCUUACAAGUAUGUAAAUAAGUCCCCUGGAGUGUAGCAAAUGGACGAAUCGCGAUAUUGAAUUCUUCAGCGUGAGGUUUUCGAGAUAAGAUUCUUCGUGAAUGAUGCGUUGUUGAAGUAAAAAAAUUAGAAGAUAGACGCUCAACCUGUUCUACAUAAAAUAAAAUUCAGUACGGUUUUAUUUAAAAAAAAAACAACAACAUAUAAAUCUACAAUAAAAUUAAUAAAAAAAAAAAUGUUAUCCUUUUUUUUAGAAAUGCUAAAGGAGUUGUUAUUAAAAAAAAACAUUGUUUUUACAAAUUAAUAUAAGUUGUAUAUGUAAAGUUGUAUAUUGAUUAACCAAACAUUUAAAGUUUAUUACAGUUUUUAACAUAGAGGCCCGAAUCUUUUGUAUGUACAAUAAAGUCCUUGCUCCUUUCAGACGUGAGGGUUACCCAAUGUCGCGGUUAGAAGAUAUUGCAUGUAUUCCGCUGAAGAUAAAAUACCUUUUUGUUGAUUGGAUCAAUACAUUUAUUUGAGUGUAACCAAUUCAUGCUUUUUGUUCUAUUGAUUUUAAUUCAUGCAAUGGCCUUUAAUUAAAGCUUCUUAACAGAUUUUAAUUUGUUUGAUAACCGUUGGCUAUGACGGGUAUUUUGGCGUCAGACGGUAUCUUUGUGCAGUUCUUGUUGUCAUUAGUUAACAAUAUAAAUAUUCUGUGGCUGACACACUCUUUGUGUUGCCCCCCCCCCCUUGUCUUUGUGACUAGCAUUAGCUAACACGACAUUCCAAGUAUGGCAGGUCUGGACAGGGCGUUGACUAAUUUAAAAAAAAAAAAUACAAACCAUUUCCCAAACAUCUGAGCAAUUAACUCUAUCUCCAAAAAUAAUUUUUAUCCUUACCUUUUAGGACUUGUUAAGGUAUCAUAUGGAAAGGACUGCGCAGAUGUUGUCAAUUGUGCUGUUGGUUGGUUUAGGCAUUAAAUAUAUAGUACAAUAGUAUAGAGUACAUCAAUUUCUUUCUUUCAAGCAAAAUUGCUUAUAUAUAUCAAUAGAUAUUGAUAUGGACAAUAUUUUGUUCAGUUAUAUUGAACCUGAAAUCUUAAAAACUUCAAAUUGAAAUAAGGUGACCUUUAAUUCAAUAUCUGUUCAUGACUCUAUCACAUUGAUUACCCUCAAUACAAAAGUAUGGAAGUUAGGGCGAAUUUAAGUCACGUAUGUAAAUCUAUUAGUCAAGUCUCUGCAUCAAUCUGUUAAUGUACUGUCUUCUUAAACAUUUAUAUAGAAACAAGGAGUUUUGCGCAAAAACUUUCUUUAAAUGUUCAUACAUUUAAAUGGAAUAAAUCUUUCUCGCACGUAGAAACAUAUAUAUAGACAAGGCAACAAACAGACAUUCGGCCUGGUGGAUAGACAAAUAUAUGGGUAGAUGGAUAUGUGGAAAGAUGGACAGCUGGCUAAUUUGAUGAAAAUAAAAACCCGAAAUAUGGAGUCAUAGAAUAAAAUUGCUAGAGAAGCUUGACUCAUCUGUAUGUCCGCUCAGUUCAUCCCUUAAAACAAACCUAACAAUGCUAAACGUCUGUCCGAAUACAUGUCUACCAAUUGAUUCGUAUCACUAUGGACUGCCUUCAAUCACUUCAUCAAACCUGACAAUGCUAAAUGUCUAUCCCACUACCUUUCAAGCCUAAAACUUGAUUCGUAUCUCUAUGAACUGCCGUCAAUCACUUCAUCAAACCUGACAAUGCUAAAUGUCUGUCACACUACAUGUCAAGCCUAUAACUUUAUUCGUAUCUCUAUGGACUGCCGUCAAUCACUAUAUAAAACCUAACAAUGCUUAAUGUCUGUCCCACUACACGCCAAGCCUAAAACUUCAUUCAUAUCUCUAUGGACUGCCGUCAAUCAUUUCAUUAAACCUAACAAUGCUAAAUGUCUGUCCCACUACAUGUCAAGCCUAAAACUUGAUUCGUAUCUCUAUGAACUGCCGUCAAUCACUUCAUCAAACCUGACAAUGCUAAAUGUCUGUCACACUACAUGUCAAGCCUAUAACUUUAUUCGUAUCUCUAUGGACUGCCGUCAAUCACUAUAUAAAACCUAACAAUGCUUAAUGUCUGUCCCACUACACGCCAAGCCUAAAACUUUAUUCAUAUCUCUAUGGACUGCAGUUAAUCACUUCAUGAAACCUAACAAUGCUAAAUGUCUGUCCCACUACAUGUCAAGCCUAAAACUUUAUUCGUAUCUCUAUGGACUGCCGUCAAUCACUUCAUGAAACCUGACAAUGCUAAAUAUCUGUCCCACUACAUGUCAAGCCUAAAACUUUAUUCGUAUCUCUAUGGACUGCCGUCAAUCACUUCAUGAAACCUAACAAUGCUAAAUGUCUGUCCCACUACAUGUCAAGCCUAAAACUUUAUUCGUAUCUCUAUGGACUGCCGUCAAUCACUUCAUGAAACCUGACAAUGCUAAAUAUCUGUCCCACUACAUGUCAAGCCUAAAACUUUAUUCGUAUCUCUAUGGACUGCAGUCAAUCACUUCAUGAAACCUAACAAUGCUAAAUGUCUGUCCCACUACACGCCAAGCCUAAAACUUUAUUCAUAUCUCUAUGGACUGCAGUCAAUCACUUCAUGAAACCUAACAAUGCUAAAUGUCUGUCCCACUACAUGCCAAGCCUAAAACUUUAUUCGUAUCUCUAUGGACUGCGGUUUAGCUUUGUGCUACAAGGCGAAAAUCUGCAUUUGAUUAGAGUGAAAAAAUAAAUAAAUCAAUAACAAACAGGCAGGUUCUUGAGUCACCCCUGCAAUGCAUAUUAUUCUGUUUAAUACUGAAUAUGAAGCUAUUUUCUAAGGUGUAAUUGAAUCAAUUGAACCUUUUGAUUUUUAUAGAUAUAAAAGCAUGAGACGUCUCUUCAUUGUCUACCUGUCAUACAGAUUUGAUUACAACCGAGGCAGACCCUGGUGACGCAUCAUGAGAUCUGUCCCGGAAUAGCUCAAUCGAACUGCUUACAUUGAACAAAUUACAUUUAUAUUUCCGCAAUGUUAAUUACAAUAAUUAUCCCGUCGCUGCUGGUAUACUAAUUCACAUUCAACUGAGUUAGAAAAAUCAAAUAAACACCUUUUUUUUUGAAAAAAAGAUUCCCCAUAAUUCAUGAGGAAAACAAUGCCUUUAUUGAUUUUAUGAUUGAGAGCAUGGAAUAAGGAAACACGCAGUCUUAAAAGAGGAAGUGUGUAAAAAAGAAGUAAAGAAGGGAAUUACAUAAGACGAUAACAUUGCAAUUUAUUUUGGUUUUUAGAUAUAUAUCAUGCUUUUUUGUUACGACUGCCCUUGAAUAUGUAUUCGUUUACUGGAAUAAACAUGACCAUUUUAAAGGAAUAUUUAAUUUUUGUUGUUGUUUCCCAGCCCUCAGCACCUCUUUUUACACGAUGUUUAGCCUCAAAUCGAUCUUUUAGUUCGAAAUUUAUUCAUCUUAAUCUACACUCUAAAACUAAAACACUUCAGUGCUUUAAUCACUAGCCUUAAUGAUCUUUAACUUCACAUAGUAUUUGUCCGAGACCACGCUCUCAAUGACAUCUCAUUAAUUCUAUUAUAAAUGGCCGUAAAUAUAUCUUUGACUGCGCAUAAUAUUUUUAUCAGCCAACCCUCUGAGAACUCCAUCUUUAUUCCAACAUUUUCAUUAAUCUUCUUCUUCUUCUAUAUCUUAAGGGCCCACGAUCAAUUUAUAGAUCAUUUUGGCUCCUAUGCAUGUAGAUGGGAUUUGCAAUGUUUCUGUUACUGGUGUUGAUGAGGAAAUCAUUCACUAGGGGUUUGAAGGCUUGAGGCAAUAGACACAAAUGUGUCUAGUGUUGUCGCCUCAACCGUUCCUUUUGAAAGAUUGUUCCAGUCCCUGAUUGUCUUGGGCAGGAAUGAGCAGCUCCUAUACUGGCUUCUUGCUGGUAUGAGCCUGAAUUGCCUGUCAUGGCCUCGUCGCUGUCUAUGGGGGAGAGGGACGAGUUUCUGUUUAAUACUGGAACAGUGGACCAGCCCAUUAUUUAUCUUGUACAUCAUGGAGAGCCUGGAUUGUCGUCGUCGUUUCUCCAAUGGUGACCAGCCUAGUGUUUCUAGCAUGCUGCCAACACUAGAGGUAUUCCUGUAGCGGUUUAGGACAAAACGUGCUGCUCGUCGCUGGACCGCCUCCAACCUGUCAAUGCUCUUCUGGGUAAAUGGGUCCCAGACUGAAGAUGCAUAAUCUAAAAUCGGACGGAUAAAGGCUAUAUAUGCUCUUUCUUUCACACAGGAGUUGCCAAUCUUUAGAUUUCGCCUUAAGAACCCUAGGGUCUUGUUUGCUUGGUUACAUACAUUGUUAAUAUGUUCAUCCCAUCGGACCUCUCUUUGAAUGGUAACACCCAGGUACUUUACGGAGGAAACUUGCUCAAGAAUAUGGCCGUGCAGUUCGUAUUGGUAGUGUAGAGGAGUACAACUUCUAGAGAUUGAUAGUGUCUGGCACUUGGCAGGGUGAAAUUCCAUGUCCCAGCUCAUCUCCCACUCAGCUAACAGAUUGAGAUCCUGUUGUAGCUGGUCCUGGUCUGAUCUGUUGGCGAUCGUCCUAUACACUGAUGUGUCAUCUGCGAACAGUCUUGCCUGUGAUGUCAGGUUCUCGGGUAGGUCAAUAAUGUAUGCUAGGAACAAACAGGGGCCCAGGACUGAUCACCUGGGGGUAUACUUUACGUAUACUCCCUCUAAUGCUUGAAACGUCAAAAUCCACAAUGAUAUUAUUUUUUUUUCUAAUCUAUUUCUCUACUUGACUUCUUCCCUAAACAAAACAACACAAAAUUUCCUCGCAGCCAUCUUCUUUAAAAAAAAAUAAUAAUUUUCAGUAUUUAUUACAAUUGAUAAUUUUUGAUAUAUGCAAAUGUCACCGCACACAACUUUAAUAAAACUUAUAAGAUAUUUUACUUAGACUGCGAAGCGAAUUGUUAAGACGGUAAAAAAAAAAUGAUUUCUUAUUACAAACUGUUCACAGGCAAAGCAUGAUAGUUUGUGCUAAAACAUAAAUUUGGAAACUUCAAAGCUAGAAGGGGAGUUAAAAUUUUUUUUGUUUUUUUAGUUUUAACAGCCUCUUCCUUUACCAACUUCGUUCUGAUAUUAUAAUAUAUAAGAUGUAUUAAAUAUAUUAUUAUUAAUACUACAGUGGUCUUAUAUAGCGGGUACCCCAGCCUAUUAACAAAAAAUGAAAACAUCUAAACGGUGAGGUUUAUAUUUGAACGUGGUUUGAGGUCAAGUGUUAAACUCCUUCACACUACGUCCCAUGACUUUGUCACAAACUUUUUCAUCCGUCAACUGCGUAUUGUUAUCCAUCCUAGAAUAAUUUUACACAUGGAAUUUUAACGACGCAAUAUUGCAAAAUCGCUGACUUCAUGAUCUCAAAAGGUUGUAGAAACAACCCAUCAAAACUACAUAUAAAAAAAAAAUUGUCACAAGAAAUAGACACCUUCCUAAAACAUGGUGCGACCAAGAAAGAAACACGGCCAUUAGUAUAAUGUAAGAAGUAAAUCAAAUAUCCACCUGAUUAAAUAUGCGAUGUUGUAGAGAAUAGUUUUUCUUGUGAACACUGUAAAAUGAAAAAAAAAUUAAAAAAACAAAAAUUCGACAUUUAAUUAUUGUUGAGCCACACAUUGGGAUCCGCUAACAUAUCUGCAUUACAAAUCGAUAUAAGCAGUUAUGUUAAUUAAUUGUAUUGUUUGCAAGAUCCAAUCAUUUCAUACCUGUGGAUGAUAUAUUUGAACAUAAUUUUCUUUCGGGGGCCAAAUCAAGCGAUCGAUUCGAUCUGAGUGGAUUUAUAGAGACGAAGGGGUGAGAUUAAUCACGUCAUUGUAAAGUCUACGUACUGUAAGUCUGCUAGCGCCAUCCCAGGUCACGCCCAAUCACAACUUCUUUACAGACAUACACUUAACAAGGUAAAUUAAAAUUUCUGUUUUGUCAAUAUGUUAUUCGCUUAGUGAAGACAUGUACAAGCAAGGCAAAUAGUAUAAAUAAUAUUAUUUAGUGUGGUCAUUGUGCGCCUCAUGGCCAGUGUGACUUGAUUAAACGCACGGCCGUAUAAUAGUUGUAUAAAUAUUUGAUUGGUGUCUUAAAAUACAAUACAAUUGCCAAUAAUGAUGUUUGUUAAGUUAUGCAUCAUUAUUUUACUAUUCACCAGGAAUGUGCAUUUCCAUAUUAGAUUGAACCAUUCAUAUAGAAAUACAUUAGAUUUUUGUGUUCUUCCCAGUCAUGGACUUCUACUUUCAAUUGGCAAAACAAUGGCGACUUGAAGCUCUGAAAUCUGAGCUCAAAGUCCCGACCCCCUUUACAACCUUCAUAUCUCAAUAAUCUUAACGGCUACCACAAGACUCCACCGCUAAUAUCACACCCGUACACCACACUAAUAUCACCACACCCUACAACCUCAACACUAUUAACAUUACCCUGCCACUAAACCCCUAAGACCACAACCCUGGAGUCCCAACACUACCAACCAUCAAUGCAAACACACCCCUACAACCGCAAUAAUAUCACCACAACCCCUGCAUCACACCCCUAGCACCACACCCCUACAUCCCACUAGUGCCACCAUAUCCCUACCACUACACCCUUACCAAUAUACCACAAUUACCACAUCACUACCAAAAUAUCACCAUCACCUUACUAGUACCACCACAAUGCUACAACCACGCGCUCACCACCACACCCCUACAUCCCAGCUAUGCCACCACCACCCUACCACCACAUCACUACAACUUCACCUACCUACCUUUGCCAUCAAACCCUUACCACCACACCCCUACCCCCACACCACUACCACCACACCACUACCACCACACCACUACCACCACACCACUACCAGCACACGCCUACCACCACGACCAUAACCAAACACAACAUUACCAGCACAACCCUAAAACCACACCCCACCACAACAACCUUACCACAACACCCAUAACACAAAAACCCUAACACCACUCCCCCAUCACAACACGCUUACCCCCCAACCCCUAAAAAAACAAGCUUACCACACUGCCCCGAUCCCCACAACACAACCACUACACCUACCAUCAUACCCCUAAAUCAACACUCCUACCACAAUACCCCUAGCACCACACACAUACCACUAUACUAUAAUCAUCACACACCUGACAAUAAAGCUCAACCACGACAAACUAACCACAGCGAAUCUAAAACGACAUCCCAACAACAUCAAUACCAAAAACCCACUUACACCACAUCCCUCCCAGCACAUCCAUAACUCUAAAUCACUAUUACAACACCUUUAACACCACCAACCCCCCCCCAACAAAUACCACAAAACCACUACCACCACACCCCUACCACAACAUAUCUACAACGACACCCCUUCAAACAUAACACUACCAACAUACCCUUACAACCACUCCCUUCCCACCGAAACCCUUAAACCACACUCCUACCAACAUAAACUUACCACGAAACCCCUACCACCACAAACAUACAGACACAACUUUACAACCACACCGUUACAACCACACACCUACCAACAUAAUAUUAACCACACCACUUAAAAAACCAUACUUUCAACAUUAACCCUCCCAACACUCCCAUACAACCAAACCCACAUCAGCCCACCCCUACCACAAAACUCCUACCACCACAUUCACACCACCACCAUCCUCCCAAUACACCCAUAAAGCCACAUCCCGACACCACAACCGUACGACCACACAAUUACUCCACAUCCUUACACUCACACACCAACCACCAAACCCCAACAACCAAACACACACCAUCAUACCCCUAUCACCACACCCUAACACCCACAUACUGCACACAUAACCCAACCACAACACCCUUACCACCACACCUAACCCCAACACUCAAACAAUCCCACCCCUACCAAAAACCACACCCCUAGGAUCACACAUCCACCAACACACUCCCACUACUACAUCCUUACCACCACACCCCAAGCAUCACACACCCACCAACACACUCACAUUACUACACCCCUACCACCACACUCAUAGCAUCACACAGCCACCAACACACUCCCACUACUAGAUCCCUACCAACCACAUUCCUAGCAUCACACAGCCACCAAAACACUCCCACUACUACACCCCUACCACAGCACCCCUAGCAUCACACACCAACCAAAACACUCCAACCACUACAUCCCCACCCCUACUACGCUACCAACACACACCCACGACCAAAACACCACAACCACCACACCCCUGACCACACCUAUAGAACCACACCUCACCACUAAAACCUUAACACAACAAUCCUACAACAACACCCCACAACUAAAACUUUAACACAACACCCCUCCCACCAAACCCUACAAACACACCACACCACCAAACCCCCACAACUACAACUCCACCACUAUAACCCUAUCAUCACACCUCUACCACGUCACUUCUAGCGCCAUACCCCUACCAUUACAUCCCAUUACUACACCCCUACCACCACACUUCUACCACCAUAACCCUAGCACCACAACCCCAUCACGACACCCCCACAACAACACCCUUAUAAUUACAACCCCGCAACCACACCCCUACCACACCGCCCCUACCAACACAACCCUACAACCACAACCCUACCACCACAACCCCACAUCCUUACCACCACAUCCGCAGCCCUAGCACCACACGCCUACAACAAAUACUCCACAACUACAACCCCACCACUACACCCCUACACCCCUACAACCAGAACCCUACCACCAAUCCCCUAGGACAAAACGCGUACAAUUUGACAGUUAACACAAUACUCAUAUCACAACACCCCCACCACUAAUCCUCUCGACCAAUCCCAUACACCACACCCUUACCCCAACUUGCCUACCACACUCCUAGCAGCUCACCAUACCACUUAAACCAUAAAACAAUACCCAUACCACUACACCCUUACCACCUGACCCCUCCCACCACCACACCUACCUAAUACUAUUACCACCACUCUCUAACCUCACACACUUACCACAACAUCCCUACCACCACAUCCCUACCACCACACCUUUACCACCACAGCUCUACCACUUGAACUAUACCACCACAUCUACCAAAUACGAUUACCACCACUCUCUAACCUCUAACACUUACCACAACAUCUCUAGCGCCACAAUCCUACAACCACACCCCUACCACCACAUCCUUACCACCACACCUUUACCACCACAUCCCUACUACCUGACCCCUACCACCAAACCAACCAAAUACUAUUACCACCACUCUCUAACCUCAACACAUUUACAAAAACACCUCUAACACUACACCCCUGCCACCACACCACUACCACCAAAUACCUACCACCACAUCCCUACCACUACAUCCCUACCACCACAUCCCUACCAACACACACCUACCACCAUUACCCUACCACCAGACCCCUACCACCGCACCCUUACCAACAUAACCCUACCACCACAUCCCUACCACCACACCCUUACCACCACACCUCUACCACCUGAGCCAUACCACCACACCUACCAAAAACUAUUACCACCACUCUCUAACCUUACACAAUUAACACAACACAUCUAAAACCAAACACUACCACCACAUCCCUACCACCACACCCCUACCACCACACUCCUACCAUCACAUCCCUACCACCAUAUCCCUACCACCACACCCUUACCACCACACCCCUACCACCACACCCCUACCACCACACCCCUACCACCACAUCCCUACCAUCACAUCCCUACCACCACACCUUUACCACCACACCCUUACCACCUGAACCCUACCACCACAUCUACCAAAUACUAUUACCACCACUCUCUAACCUCACACACUUACCACAACACUUCUAACACCACAUCCCUACCACCACACCUUUACCACCACACCCUUACCACCUGAACCCUACCACCACAUCUACCAAAUACUAUUACCACCACUCUCUAACCUCACACACUUACCACAACACCUCUACCACUACACCCCUACCACCACAUCCAUACCACCACAUCCCUACCAAUACAUUCAUACCACCACACCCCUACCACCUGACCCCUAACACCACACCUACCAAAUACUUUUACCACCACUCUCUAACCUCACGCACUUACCACAACACCUCUAACACCACACCCCUACCGCCACACCCCUACCACCACAUCCCUACCACCAUAUCCUUACAACCACAUCCCUACCAACACACACCUACCACCAUUACCCUACCACCACAUCCCUACCACCACUCCCCUACUACCAUGACCUUAACACCACAACUCUACCACCACACCGCUACCACCACAUCCCUUCUAACAUUCCCCUACCACCUCACCUCUACCACAACAAUCCUACAACCACACCCCUACCACCACACCCUUACUACCACACCUUACCACCACACAUUUUCCACCAACCCUCCAACAUCACACCCCUUCCACAAUACCUUACCAACCAUUAGAGCUAAAGGUAAUGAAGUUCUGCGGAGUUCCUAAACAACAGAUCUAAGUAGAGAUCUCGCUCAUGUCUCAAGCGCAAUGAGCUAUUGAUAUUGACGUACAGAUAACUUCUUUCACCGUCUCUUUUCUGUGUUUGAUUAUCUUGCCGUAAAAGUUGAUUUUGCUAGUGCUGCGAUGAAACACGCACAUCAAAAAGCGUAGAAAAGAAAAUCCAUGCUUGGUUGUAAGCAGGUUUCGACUGUACUCUCUCCUGAUUGUAGCAUAGUCAACGACAUUUCAAUGUAUUGAGCAAAUUGGAAUCCAGGAUAUCCUAUUUACCGUGUAAAAGCGAAAAAAUGAAUUAGUAAUUAGAAAUUAGCCCUUAUCGCAAUUCUUCAUUAAGAUGAGAUUGCUAAUUUAUAACGUCACAAUAGAUGUAACCAAAGUUCCACUUGAAAAUUGAAGUCACCAAUAAAUUAUCAGUUUUUUUGCUUAGGAACUUCACCUAUGACAGAGGAAAGAUCCUCCUAUAAAUUUGUCAUUAAUUUGUGUCGCUUUUAAAGAAAAGCAGACGACGAUGGUGAGUUGUUCUCUUCCAAAUAAGAAAGUAAUUUUCAUUAUCAUUAUCAUUAUCAUAGCGUUGACUACCCGUGGAAUUCAUGCUAGCAGGCUAAUCAGUAAUGAAUUAACAGCAAAACUAACACCGAUAUUUUUUAUUUUAUUUUCCUAAGUCUACUCUAAAAGCAGAUAUAUCAAGAUAUACCAAGAGUUUUUUGUUCUCCUGCAUACCGGGUUUCGCUAAGGCUUUUAAGAUCUACACUUGUUCCUGGCCUGUUCAUUUCAUAUAAUAGCCAUUCUCCUCUGCUAUCUGUUCCCAACAUCUUUGUCCUGAAGUAUGCUGCCAUUCUUGCACUCUGAUUUUUAGGGGGGGGGGUGGGGGGGGGUGGAGGGUGGUUUGAUCAUGUGGUUUGAAAUUUCAGUCUUUUUAAAAAAAAUAGAAUUUAAACAUUAACAGCAUGGAUAGGGUUCACUCUACAUGCUUUCGGCUGAAAGGAAAGGAUGGGACAUACAAUGUUUAAGGCAUCUUUUCUAGUUCCUACUUAUGCCAUGGAGGUAAGCAGUGCUUUCCUAAAGAAGGCUGGUCAGUCGCUGAAGGUACUGACGGACACCACUACUACCUUUUCACAGUAAUUGACGCAUUGCUGACUCCGCUUUUUUCCCGAUAGAUCAACUAGUUGUUUGUCCGUGCAUUCCUCCGUAAAAGUCUUUAUGGGGGGGGGGGUGGAAAUCCUUGACCCAAAAAUUUAAAAAAUUUUCUUACCCUUAACUGGCGGACACCCUUUCUACCUUUUCACAGUAAUUGUCGCAUUGCUGACUCCGCUUUUUUCCCGAUAGAUCAACUAGGUGUUUGUCCGUGCAUUCCUCCGUAAAAGUCUUUAUGGGGGGGGGGGGUUGAAAUCCUUGACCCAAUAAUUUAAAUAAUUUUGCUACCCUUAACCUCGUCAUGCCCGCUAGUCGAACCCUUUAUUUCGUGAUUGUGGACGCAGUGCAUGCUACUGCUACUCGGAGCAAAGGGUGUGAUCAGAGCCCACGGUCCGGAAAAAGAUUAUUUAUCUACUGGAUUUAAGAAUGCUAAAAAAAAAAUCACUACCCCACCAUAACGUACCCCAUUAACUACUAUAUAAGGUCGUGGACCACAUACUCUAACCACGAAAGAAGGCUCAAUGGCUUCCACCUCAGAUCCCUGCGCCAUUCGUUGACAUUAAAUGGCAAGACAAAGUCCCCAACACGGAUGUCCUGACCCAAACAAACAUGUGUAGGGUCCCAGCCAUGUCAAUCCAAAGACGCCUCCGCUGGCUAGGACACGUCUAGCGAAUGCAACCUGGUCGCAUACCAAAGGACGUGCUAUACAGCGAGCUGGCGACAGGGAAAAGGUCAGUUGGACGGCCUCGUCUGAGAUACUUAGACCUAUGCAAAAGAAACAUGAAGUCGGCCAACAUCGACAUCUCAAACUGGGAGGAGCUGGCAGAGGAUCGAUCCUCAUGGCGGGACAUCGUGAAGGCAGGAUCACUACAUGCCGAUGAGCAAAACAGGGCGGAAACAGCAACAGCUGCAAAAAGAGCGAGGAGGAAUGCCGGUAAAUGCUCUUCCACCGCAUUCGUGUGUGGGAAAUGUAACAGAGACUACCACUCGAGGAUUGGUCACACCAGCCACACCAAGAGCUGCAAGCAAUAAAGAUAAUCUAUCGUCUCCCGCAGACGGAAAGAUGCCAUACAUAUAUAUAUAUAUAAAUAAAUAUAUAUGUAUACAUAUAUAUUAUAUAUAUAUAUAUAUAUAUACUCACACACAUAUAUGAAGAGUUUAUUAAUGCUUGAAAAACGAAAGGAUUGAAUCUUACUGGAUAUGUUCAUAUGUGUUUUAAGAUUUGAGUUUGAUACAUUUUAAAUAUAAGACGCUUAACUCUUUGACAACAGACAAUUAGCGAAAUCCAUUAGAAAGUUAAGCAUUAUAAAUUUAUUUCUACACCUUUUACAUACAUACAAAGAUCUCACAAUCAUCUAGUUGUGUUAAAAUUUUAAAAGUAUUUACAGAAAAAAUUUUUUAAAGCAUUGCUUUUAAAAAAUAUUCUACAUGUAACAUUAUUUCUCGUACACAGACAGUCGCAAUGGGAACAACAAUUGCGAUGAUCCUUUUGUUUCUGGCACGUAUCAAUCAUCCAGCAAUGACAAGUUGUAAGUCAAAUGUAAUUUAAAAACCUAUAAUUUAUAUGUAUAACAAUUUGACAAGAGUUGUUUUAAAAAUAUUAACAGAUAAAAAUAAAAUAUUUUUUUUAAUAAGAAAGCGAAAAAUAAAAACAGACCAAUGACUUUUUUUUAAUGUAGAUCUAUAUCGAUAAUAAAUUUUAUUAUUAUUUUUAAAAUUAAAAAAAACAACAAAAAAACUAAUUAUAUUCAGUUUGUGACAAUACAAAAAAAAAUAAAACUAAUUAUAUUCAGUUUGUGACAAUACAAAAUUAAUACUAAUUAUAUUCAGUUUGUGACAAUUAAAAAAAAAAACAACAACAAACAAAACAAAUUAUAUUUAGUUUGUGACAAUACAAAAAAAAAAUAUAUUCAGUUUGUUGUUUUUUAUAAACGCUAAAAUAAUUGAAAAUAAAAAGUGAACUAAUUUAAAGUUGAAGUAGAAAAUUAUUUGACAUUUAGUAUACUACAUUACUGAACGUAAAAAAAACAAACGGUUCGAUGUGUUAUUUUCAACUUUAAUAUAAUUUCGAUUUUGAAAAUAAAUCAGAUUUUUAAAAAUAAUGAUACAAGAUAUGUGUAUAGUUAAAUACAGAUAGAUAGAUAGAUAAAUAGAUAGAUAGAUAUAUAGAUAGAUAUAUAGAUAGAUGGAUGGAUAGAUAGAUAGAUAGAUAGAUAGAUCGAUAGAUAGAUAGAUAGAUAGAUAGAUAGAUAGAUAGAUAGAUAGAUAGUAUCUAUCUAUCUAUCUAUCUAUCUAUCUAUCUAUCUAUCUAUCUAUCUAAGAUAGAUAGAUAGAUAGAUAGAUAGAUAGAUAGAUAGAUAGAUAGAUAGAUAGAUAGAUCGAUCGAUCGAUCGAUAGACAGAGUAUAAUUUAAAAAAAAAAAAUAUAUUAUUUACUCCAAUAAAACUCAUUAUCGUUUUAAUCAUACAUUUAUUUUAGUUACCUGCAGUUCGUCUGGCGCUGUCAAUUCUGCGGGCGCAUGUUUCCUGUACAACAGCACUAAACUCUCCUAUACAGAUGCUAAGGUUAGCGUUACAGGAUGUGUCACAGAACGGGUGUUACGAAGAAGCGUUUAGGUCAAGAUUUAUCACAAACUGUAUUGACUUUGUAAGGGUCAUUACAGGAAAGCUCCACUCUUUAUUUAUAUUUUGGGUAUCUAGAUAUAGAAAAAAGUACAACGAAUACCCAAUGAAAACCAAAAAAAACAAACAAACAAAAAAACAACCAAAAACAAAACAUAAACUUUAUGGUGUCGGAUGAUGAACUAGUUUGUGUUUAACUCUAAAAUAACAAAGCUGUAAAUCUCUUGUGUUGGUGCUGUCAACUAAUCUGUAUUUCUACAACAAUGAUUCGUCGACGUCAUCGUCUCAUCUAUUCGUACCUUCAAAUGGUCAACGGCCGUCCCUUCAUUUCUUUUAAUUAUUCCCUCUCAACUGUUUUCUCUCCGCCUCAUGUCACGAAGAGUUCUGUCUUUAAACACGAUUCCCUGCCUCCAUAGGUGGCCCUGGAAUGCUAUCUAUUAACACAUUCCUGGCCCAUCAUUUCCGGUCAGUUAGGUUAUCCCGUCGUUAACCUUAAAAUCAUGCAAAGUCUGGUAGGCUAGAAACAUAAUAUUAUGAAAAGAAACGAUCCCCUCCCUCUCAAAGAUGUGAGAAGCAACCUCAUCCUCCCAACAAUUCCCUCUCCCAAAAAAAAAAAUCACAACCAUUUCCGUCCGAACUAUAGAUUACCUGAACAACAAUUGAGCUCAGUUCAGUAUCCCCGCGGCAGUCAUUUUUGAUAAAAUCUUAGGGCUCGUACCGGAUUCUAGGCAAAAGGAGAUGAACAGAGCUGACUUGAAAGAGUGUUAGAGGAUGGACUUCACUUGGUUCCAAUAAACGGUGUCAAUGGAAAGAUAACGUCAUUGUGGUGUAGACAGACGUAGUACAAGAGACCAGCAAAGAGCUACACCACCACAAAGCGAUGCUGCAGAUUUUUAUUAUGCAUGUCACAUUGCCACGAACUGCACUAACACACAGUAGUAUUACAGAUGCCAAUGUGCAGGUCCCAUUGCCCAGUACUGCACCAACACACGGCGGUGCCACAGAUCUCAUUCUAAACGUCCCAUUGCCCAGUACUGCACCAACACACGGCGGUGCCACAUAUCUCAUUCUACAGGUCACAUUGCCCAGUACUGCACCAACACACGGUGGUGCUACAGAUCUCAUUCUACAGGUCACAUUGCCCAGCACUGCAUUAACAAACGGCGGUGCUACCAAUGUCAUUGUGCAGGUCACAUUGCCCAAAACUGCACCAAACUAAGGCAAUCCCCCAUAUGUUAUUCUGCAGGUCACAUUGACAAGUAUUGCAGCAACACACGACGAUGUUACAGAUGUUUGUGCCGGUCACAUAGCCAAGUACUGCGAUAACACAUGGUUGUGCUACAUAUGACAUUGUGCAGGUCACUUUGACCAGUUAUGCACUAACACACGGCAGUACUACAGAUGUCAUAGUGCAGGGCACAUUGCCAAGUUCUGUGCUAACCCACGUUGGUUCUACAGAUGUUAUGCCAAUGGUCAUCUGGCUCAAGAUUGCUGUAACGAGUGCCAGUGUUUUCGUUGUUAUGAAAGUGGACACCUAGCCAAAGAAUGCAACCGACAAUUUAGUCUGUUUUAGCUGUCUACGCCCAGACAACACUGCCAUGAGAUUUCCAAUAGUAUUUCUGCCAGAAAAUUUCCCCCGUCGGGACGUUUCAGAUUUUUGGGGGAAUGGUAAGUGACAGUGGCAAGAGGCGUAGCUAAGGGGGAAGAGGGGGACAUAUGUCCACAGGCAGUAUACUAUGAGGACAGCUAAAUGAGGUUUAAUGGUAUUUAGUGCAUUAAAAAUGGGUUCGGGGUUGAUAGGGGGGUGAAAAUGAAUCAAUGUCUCCUUGUGCCAAACACUUCAGCUAGUGAGGCGGUUUUGGUGGUCUCCUGAGAUGUCAAUUUUUCUUUUUAUGGACGGGAAAUAUUUUAUAUCAAAUGCAGAGUUUGCAUCGUUAAUAGGAACGUGGCAUAAGUCUUGGCAAGUCUAGGGUAGAGCCAACACUGGCUACUCCACUAGGUCACUUGUAUCAAUCAGCAUUAACACUAGCUACUCCAUAUGGCUGUGUAUCUAUCAGCACUGAAAUAUUAAAUUAAGAAAUGGCGUCAGAGGGCCGUCGAGCUUGCGCUCUUUAUGCCCUCCCCAAAACACCCCUCCCCAACCCGGUAUCGGGGUGCGGAGCGGCACGUCGAGAUGUCCUUUUGUCAGGACAGCCCCUACCCGAGUCUGCUUGACCAAGACUCCGCCGGCGGCCGUCCUAACCCAAAGACACCCUGUCGGUCCGACACUUUGUUUGCACACAGUGCACACGAUCGACUUUCUCAGGAGUCAGGAUGGAAAAAUUUACGUCCUAAUAUCUUCCCCCCCACCCAUCCCGUGGAAGCGUUAGAUGCCCUAUAAGAGGGAGUCUACAGUGGGUUUCCACAACGCAACUAAUUCGCGAUGUAUCUGGGACGAAACGGUUGCCUUGGAGUAGCUUCUCAGGGCUGCAUAGUAAGAAUCAUCGGCCAGAGGUUACCACCUUCGCCUCUCGCCUCAUAUCUAUUAACGGCAACUUGUAAUCAUGAUCCCUACCCUGUCACUGCCUAUUGUUCCAGUUGGGAAAUAUCACUACUGGCAGCCCUGUAGGAGCUGUUUUAUGUACGGCAGGUACCGAGCACAUCCCUUGUCUGCACACGUAGGACGCGCCCAGUGGUUGUGUUUCCAGGGUAACGUCGAGGGGGUCGGUAGCCGACGCCUCCUAAUCGACAGGCCAUCUAUCAGCACUAAAACUAGCUACUCCACUAGGCUGUAUCUAUCAGCACUAACGCUAGUUAUUUCACUAGGUUGUGUAUUUAUCAGCACUAACAUUUUAUAUAAUAAAAAAAAAACCAAAAAAACUAUGACCAGCGCCAGCUGUACUGUUAUUUUUGGGGAAAGGAUGGCAGAAAUUGAGGGUAGUGAUGGCUCUCGAGUAAAAGGGUAGGGGUCUAGGAAUUUUGGAUUAUUUCAAAAUCAAAAGGUGCAUUUUGAAGUAUACCGAAAUUCAGUUUUUCUCUUAGAAUAUGGCAUCUGGUGCACACUUCUAUUGCUGCCCACAGAUACUACUUACCAGCUAAGUGCUAUUUCUUAUGUUUAUUUUUAUACCGUUUUUUCUGUUGUUUUGUUCGCUGACGAAGGCUUUCUGCCGACACGUUCGCUGUUUUGUUGCGUUGAUUUUUGCAGGUUUAGCCCUACUCUGUUUUACUCAUUUUAGUUUGUACUAACCUGAUUGCAGUCUCCCCCCUUAUUACCCCAGUGUUAUUAAUGUCUUACAAUUUGUGAUAUUCUUAAACAAGAAAAAAAAGAAUGCAAAUGCAAAGUGUGAACAAGGGGAAGUAAGACUUCGGCUUACAAUCAAAAGCGGCAACUGUGAUAUUUUUAAACAAUUACUAUAAGCCUUUAACAAAAUUAGCAUUAAAUAUACGGAUCAGCAUUUAUAUCGAGCGUAGCGAUAUUUAAUCGAUUUCACUAAUUGUAAUCGGUUUAUAGCACCAACUACUAUUCUUUUUAAAAAUGUUUGAAAAAUGACACUUGAGUCGUUUUUAAUUUUAGAAACAUGUUAUCGUUCUAUUGUUUUUAACCAUCUUGCUAUUGGGGGGGGGGGGGCAAUUGAAUUUCCCCGAGUGAGCAAUGCCACUUUAUUUUUAAAAAUUUUUUAAAAAUGAAAUUUGUUUCGUUUUUAAUUUUAGAAACUUGUUAUCGUUUUAUUGUUUUUAACCAUCUUGUUAUUGGGGGGGGGGGCAAUUGAAUUUCCCCGAGUGAGCAAUGCCACUCCCUUCCUAGAGAGAUGCCUGAAAGAAACACUGGUGUCAAAUUCAGAGACAGUGCUACAAUUGUCAUCUGCCCGGCCAUGCCGUGGGGCAUUGGUCAGUUGUCCGUGACAUAAAGGAAGAUGGAAAUUCUAUUUGUUCUGAAGGGAAAACGACAGCCAUGCGCUCUAGGUCAGGACAUAAAAAGAAGUGUGUAGAGAAUAGAGAAGAAAGGUAUAUCCUUAGAACAAAAGGAGAAUAAUCAGGCACACAUAAUGAAGAACGGAGAAGAGAGAAUACCAACGCAGUGAAGAUAUUUUUCUUAUUGGAGGGAUUUGGAUUGUCCCUGGAGUAAAGAAAAGUCACUACUGUAGAUGACAGCAAGUUGACAGAAGAAAGGUGCACGGUCGUGUUAAUAAAUGAUGCAAGGCUACAGGGAGAGAAGGCGAUAGUAACCCAUACAUUUCAGGAAAGGUUGAAGUAGUUUACAUUUCCGACAUUGCUUAGGUUGUGAAAGUGGGAAAGUAGGUGAGGACUCUGCGUGUCAGGAUGUUAGUGAUGAUAAUUUCGAGGUGGCCUAGAUCAGUGGUCUACUAAAAAUACCAAAUAAACAAAUCAACUAAACAAUUCAACGAAACAAACUAACUAAAAAACUCAACUAAACACAUAAACUAAACAAAUCACCUAAAAAAUCAACUAAAAAAUCAACCAAACACAUCAACAAAGGAAAGCAACUAAAAAAUCAACUAAACACAUCAUCAACAAAACAAAUAAACUAAAUACAUCAACUAAACACAUCAUCAACAAAACAAAUAAACUAAAUACAUCAACUAAACACAUCAUCAACAAAACAAAUAAACUAAAUACAUCAACUAAACACAUCAUCAACAAAACAAAUAAACUAAAUACAUCAACUAAACACAUCAUCAACAAAACAAAUAAACUAAAUACAUCAACUAAACACAUCAUCAACAAAACAAAUAAACUAAAUACAUCAACUAAACACAUCAUCAACAAAACAAAUAAACUAAAUACAUCAACUAAACACAUCAUCAACAAAACAAAUAAACUAAAUACAUCAACUAAACACAUCAUCAACAAAACAAAUAAACUAAAUACAUCAACUAAACACAUCAUCAACAAAACAAAUAAACUAAAUACAUCAACUAAACAAAUCAUUUAAAAAAUCAACUAAAAAAUCAAUAAAACACAUUAACUAAACAAAUCAACUAAACAAACUAAUUAAACAAACCAACUAAAAAAAUCAACUCAAAAAUCAACUAAACACAUCAACUAAACAAGGGAACUAAAAUAAUAAACUAAACACACCAACUAAACACAUCAACUAAACAAAACUAAAUACUUCAUGUAAAAAAUCAACUAAAAAAUCAACUAAACACAUCAACCAAAUCAACGCAAAUAAAAUAUCAACUAAACACAUCAACUAAACCAAUCAACUUAACAAAUCAACUAAACAAACCAACUAAACAAACCAACUAAACAAAUCAACUAAAAAUCAACUAAACACAUCAACUAAACAAGAGAACUAAAAAAAUCAACUAAAAAUCAACUAAAAAUCAACUAAACACAUCAACCCUAUCAAAGCAAAUAAAAAUAUAUACUAAACAAAUCAACUAAAAAAUCAACAGAACACAUCAAAUAAACAAGGGAACUAAAAAAUCAACUAAACACAUCAACUAAACAUAUAAACUAAACACAUCAACAAAGAAAACAACUUAGAACAUCAAUAAAGCAAAUACAAAAAUUAACUAAACACAUCAACUAAACAAAUCAACUAAACACAUCAACUAAACAAAUCAACUAAACAAAUCAACUAAAAAACUCAACUAAACGCAUCAACUAAAAACAUCAACUAAAAAAAAUGAACUAAACACAUAAACUAAACACAUCAACUAAACACAUCAACUGAACACAUAAACUGAACACAUCAACAAAGAAAACAACUAAGCACAUAAAAAAGAAAAUAAAAAAUCAACUAAACACAUCAACUAAACAAAUCAACUAAACAAAACAACUAAAAAACUCAACUUAACGUAUCAACGAAACACAUCAACUAAACACAUCAACUAAACAUUCUUGCGUUAAAAGCCUUAAAGUUUGUUUAAUUAAAAUAACAAUUUAUAAUUUUUCUAUACAAUAUUUUUCCAUCAGAGUGCAUGUGACACGAUAGGUGGAGUUCUGGCAAAGGUGGUGAACACGUUACAAAUUGUGUCCAUACCAGACGCAAGUAAGUAUAUACGGAGAGAUUAUAUUAUUUUUAUGUCUGCUUUUAUGAGCAAUGUGUUCGGGUGAGGUAAAGUUGAUGAUCUGCUCAAGGUGUGAGACCUACUGAAUAUUCAUGUUUUUUUCAUCCUAGGUGUCGUUUACUUUUACUUAGCAGAUGCACCGCAUGUGUUGUCAUUUAAGGUGUCUUUCACUUAGUUGAUGUACCACCUGUGUUGUCAUCAAAGUUGUCUUUAACACAAUAGAUCACGUACUGUACUACCAUUUUAACACAGAAGAUGCACCGCCAAUGUUGUCAGCCUUUGGUCCUGAAAUUGGAUAACCUGAAAUUGUAAGGUGUCUUUGCAGUAGAUCGGCUGGACGAUCCACUUUAAGCCAAUCUAAUGUCUGAUUAACACGGCACCAAAUGGAUCGAAUGUGUCAUGAUAAGAUAAAAUAAGAUUCUUUCAUUGAUUCAAAUAAAUGCAAAUGUUUUUUUAAUUGCAUUAUACAUUUUCAUAAAUAAAACAUUUUUAGCCCAAUACAUUUAUAAUAAAUUAUUUCAAAUAGUCAUUCAGUGAGUUCUCUUUGCCAAAUCGAGGUCUUAUUAGUUCUCAUGAAGAUGUGUGACUUGUGACUUCAGAGUGAGCACGCCGGUAAAUUCGUACAGAUUGGGGAACAAAAUAAUUUUUAUAUCUUUCAGUCUUCGCCCUGAUGGAAAGAAUUCGUCCCGAACGGCCCGACCUAAGUAUUUGUGGUAAAGAGGGUGGGAUGUAUCAUCCAAAAUUUGUUUAGUUUUACAAUGAAAUCUUUCUUCAAAUAGCUCUUCAACUGAAGGAUGUUUAGUUUGUGUUAUGUUCCUAGCUUUCUUGAUUAGUCGGUUUAUGCGGUGUUAAUAUCGGACGUUGAAUUCCCACACCAGCAGGUAAUACUCAAAUUAAGUAGGCUUCCAACUGUUGCACUGUAAACUAAGUUUAUGACUUGCCUGUUUACGCCAAAAUUGUACAGUUUUUGAGUUAGAACAGUCUUUGGUUGAAUUUCUUAUACAGUAUUUGGCCAUGUCCACGCCAUGUUAGCUUAUUAUUAAUGGUGACACCUAAGUACUUGUACGCCUCCACUUUCUCUACACUUUGAUUUUUUAUGUUGAGAUCUGUAAUCUGGUGUUUCGCCCUCCUGAAAUAAAUAACAAUUUCCUUUGUUUUUGAGACACUCAGCUGGAGAAAAUUAUCAUCGCACCAAUUGAUAAAGCUUAUAACUAAAUUGCGGUAUAGGCCUUCUCCUACAGAUAUUAAGCCAAACAACGAUGGUAUCAUCAGCAAAUUAUAAGAUUGGAACGGUGUCUCUUGAGCUUUGAAUAUCAUUUGGUAAAUAUUGUAUACAGUUCAGAAGAGAGAAUGCAGCCUUGUGGUGCCCCUGUGCUUAUUUCUCUUGUUAGAGAUACUUGGCCAUUUACUUUGAUAUAUUGCGGUCGAUUUGUUAAAAAGUUCAGUAUCCAAGCCUGACUAUUUAAAUUGACACCUAACGAGGAACGUUUCUUUAUCAUAAGGUGUGGUUGGAUAGUGUUAAAUGUUGAUGAGAAGUCUAAGAAAAGAACUCUGGCAUAUGUUUUAGGAUGAUGUUAAAGUCUCUCCAACAAUAGUAAGAUUGCAUCCUCCGUACUUCUGGCAAGUUUGUAAGCAAAUUGGUGGAGGUGAAGUUUUUGCUGUAAUUCAUUCAAAAUUUCUUUCAGAAUUAUAUCUCAAAACAUUUCAUUACUAUAGAGGUAAGUGCAACAGGUCGUAAGUCGUUGUUGCAUGUUCCCUUAUUUUUCUUUGGGAUUGGUAUGAUUUCUGAAGUUUUCCAAAUUGCUGGUAUUGUGUGAGUUACAUAAGAUUUAUUAAAUAUGUAACAAAAAAAAAUGUAGGAGGGCUGCUCUGCGCAUAGUUUCAUGAGCCGACCACUUACUUUGUCUGGUCCCGAGGCUUGACUGCGUCCACUUGAUUAAAUUGGUCCUGAAAUUGGAAUACGGCUGGCCUUAAAUAUUUCCGCACAUUUGAAUAGUUUUACCUCCGGACCUUGAUUAGAGCUCAGACAAUACGAUGGAUAGGUUUGAAAUAAAAUAUCUCCUGUUAGCAUCUUAUUUAUUAUAAAUAGAUUGUUGUUGUUGUAUUUUUAAGGGGCCGGGGGGUGAGGAUAUUUUAUCGCUAAUUGCAUUUGCCAUCUGCACUUUUUUCUUUAUCAUCAUCUCCAUCCAUUAUGUCCUUUUUUAAAAUAUAAUCUUCAUGCACAUUUUAUGACAGAUAAUUGACAACAGCUUACCACUGAAAUCGAUGUUCAUUGUACUGCAGCAUGACCUUCUUACAUAACAUCUGUAAAAUCAGUGGUUCUUAACCUGGGUUCAAUCGAACCCCAGGGGUUCGGUGAAUCAGUCUCAGGGGUUUGGCGGAGGUCUAAUAAAAAUCAGAAAAAAAAAUCAAAUGUUAUUUUUUCCUAUUAUGACGGGUUUGGUGAAUGCGCAUGUGAAAAUGGUGGGGUUCGGUAUCUCCAACAAGGUUAAGAACCACUGUGUANUAUAUAUAUAUAUAUAUAUAUAUAUAUAUAUAUAUAUUAUAUAUAUAUAUAUAUAUAUAUAUAUAUACUGAUUUACUAAACUAUCGAACGUCAUGUCACUAUUAUUUCAAAUCUCAUGUCAUUUUAAUGUCAUCAAAAAAGUCUUAUUACAAUUUAUUUUCAAAUUCUCCUGCAAAAUUUUUAAGACCUAUAUAGCUAUGACACUUAAAUUAAUCUUGUUCCGUCGUCUCUCUCAUCCCCUCUUCUGAGUUGCAACUUGACUGACGUCUUUUUAAGAUAUCUUUACACAAUUCAAGAUAUCUCAACUAUACUUAAUUUUUCACUAUUCAAAUAUGUUUGAUUAAAAAUGUUCUUUACCUUACGCCCUAUGAUAUGCGGUUGGCCAUGUAACUCUCUGCUUACAUUUUGGAAAACGUUUACCCCGCCACUACAACAAAAUCCGAAUAUUUCCGUAAGUUGAAAAGAAAUCGUUUGGAAAAAAAAAAUAGACAUUCAGUCCCCGCACUAUUUUUUUUCUUUUUUCUAUUUCAUCUAUCAUAUGUUUCGUUGAAUUAGACAAUAUGAGAUUGUGAUAAAAUAUCAUAUGUUUCGUUGAAUUAGACAAUAUGACAUUGUGAUAAAAUAUCAUAUGUUUCGUUGAAUUAGACAAUAUGACAUUGUGAUAAAAUAUCAUAUGUUUCGUUGAAUAAGACAAUAUGACAUUGUGAUAAAAUAUCAUAUGUUUCAUUGAAUAAGACAAUAUGACAUUGUGAUAAAAUAUCAUAUGUUUCGUUGAAUAAGACAAUAUGACAUUGUGAUAAAAUAUCAUAUGUUUCGUUGAAUUAGACAAUAUGACAUUGUGAUAAAAUAUCAUAUGUUUCGUUGAAUUAGACAAUAUGACAUUGUGAUAAAAUAUCACAUGUUUCGUUGAAUAAGACAAUAUGACAUUGUGAUAAAAUAUCAUAUGUUUCGUUGAAUUAGACAAUAUGACAUUGUGAUAAAAUAUCAUAUGUUUCGUUGAAUUAGACAAUAUGACAUUGUCAUAAAAUAGCAUAUGUUUCGUUGAAUUAGACAAUAUGACAUUGUGAUAAAAUAUCAUAUGUUUCGUUGAAUUAGACAAUAUGACAUUGUGAUAAAAUAUCAUAUGUUUCGUUGAAUUAGACAAUAUGACAUUGUGAUAAAAUAUCAUAUGUUUCGUUGAAUUAGACAAUAUGACAUUGUGAUAAAAUAUCAUAUGUUUCGUUGAAUUAGACAAUAUGACAUUGUGAUAAAAUAUCAUAUGUUUCGUUGAAUUAGACAAUAUGACAUUGUGAUAAAAUAGCAUAUGUUUCGUUGAAUUAGACAAUAUGACAUUGUGAUAAAAUAGCAUAUGUUUCGUUGAAUUAGACAAUAUGACAUUGUGAUAAAAUAGCAUAUGUUUCGUUGAAUUAGACAAUAUGACAUUGUGAUAAAAUAGCAUAUGUUUCGUUGAAUUAGACAAUAUGACAUUGUGAUAAAAUAGCAUAUGUUUCGUUGAAUUAGACAAUAUGACAUUGUGAUAAAAUAGCAUAUGUUUCGUUGAAUUAGACAAUAUGACAUUGUGAUAAAAUAGCAUAUGUUUCGUUGAAUUAGACAAUAUGACAUUGUGAUAAAAUAGCAUAUGUUUCGUUGAAUUAGACAAUAUGACAUUGUGAUAAAAUAUCAUAUGUUUCGUUGAAUUAGACAAUAUGACAUUGUGAUAAAAUAUCAUAUGUUUCGUUGAAUUAGACAAUAUGACAUUGUGAUAAAAUAUCAUAUGUUUCGUUGAAUUAGACAAUAUGACAUUGUGAUAAAAUAUCAUAUGUUUCGUUGAAUUAGACAAUAUGACAUUGUGAUAAAAUAGCAUAUGUUUCGUUGAAUUAGACAAUAUGACAUUGUGAUAAAAUAGCAUAUGUUUCGUUGAAUUAGACAAUAUGACAUUGUGAUAAAAUAGCAUAUGUUUCGUUGAAUUAGACAAUAUGACAUUGUGAUAAAAUAGCAUAUGUUUCGUUGAAUUAGACAAUAUGACAUUGUGAUAAAAUAGCAUAUGUUUCGUUGAAUUAGACAAUAUGACAUUGUGAUAAAAUAGCAUAUGUUUCGUUGAAUUAGACAAUAUGACAUUGUGAUAAAAUAGCAUAUGUUUCGUUGAAUUAGACAAUAUGACAUUGUGAUAAAAUAGCAUAUGUUUCGUUGAAUUAGACAAUAUGACAUUGUGAUAAAAUAGCAUAUGUUUCGUUGAAUUAGACAAUAUGACAUUGUGAUAAAAUAUCAUAUGUUUCGUUGAAUUAGACAAUAUGACAUUGUGAUAAAAUAGCAUAUGUAAGCAACUUAAUCUGUUAUACUGUAACACUUAAAAUAUCAUAUGUUUCGUUGAAUUAGACAAUAUGACAUUGUGAUAAAAUAGCAUAUGUUUCGUUGAAUUAGACAAUAUGACAUUGUGAUAAAAUAGCAUAUGUUUCGUUGAAUUAGACAAUAUGACAUUGUGAUAAAAUAGCAUAUGUUUCGUUGAAUUAGACAAUAUGACAUUGUGAUAAAAUAUCAUAUGUUUCGUUGAAUUAGACAAUAUGACAUUGUGAUAAAAUAGCAUAUGUUUCGUUGAAUUAGACAAUAUGACAUUGUGAUAAAAUAUCACAUGUUUCGUUGAAUUAGACAAUAUGACAUUGUGAUAAAAUAUCAUAUGUUUUGUUGAAUUAGACAAUAUGACAUUGUGAUAAAAUAUCACAUGUUUCGUUGGAUUAGACAAUAUGACAUUGUGAUAAAAUAUCAUAUUAGAUAUAUACUGAGAUUGUACCACCCUCUGCACACAUCUUUCAGCUUUUCUUCCUGCCCUGGCGGAGGUUUUGAUUAAAUUCAUGAACAUACUUUUUAAGGUUUAUAUUGCGCCAUAUUACAAUUGUCCUGAAUGCAUUAACAUUGCAGACAACAAAGUGUGGAUCGGUGCCAACGAUGAUGUAAAUGAGGGAACCUGGGUUUGGGAAUACGACGGUAAUGUUGCCAGAGAGUUGCGCUUGCUUUGGACAGUCGGACAACCAACCAACGAUACGGGCGUAAACUGUGCACUCGUUUACAAAUUUGAAAUUUAUGCAGAUGACUGUGAGAGCCAGUAUGCUUUUCUGUGUGGGGAGCCAGGUGAUUUCAAUGUGAUUGUUAAAUUGGCAACGAAGUGCACAGAGUGAAACAAAUGAUCCCCGAAGCUUACACAAAUAACAGCAUUGUUUCUAUUAUCUGUUUCAAUUUAAAAAAAAAAAAAUUACCAUCAAACGAAUGUACCCGAAUUAAGUUAUCAUUUCACUAUUUAUUAGCAUUACAAUACAGUUUGAAAUAAAUGUAUCAUCCAUAAAGUUAUCACAUGGGUGUAAAUGUAUUCUAUAUUAUAAAACAUUAACUAAUUGCUAGCAUAAAUAGACUUUGGAAAAAAUAUAAAUGUAGUAUAGACUCCAAAAAAUCAGAACAGCAUAAGGUAUCUCUCAUUACAUAACAGUUUGUUAUUAUAAAUAAAAUGUAGAUCUUUUAAAUGCUGUAUGGCCUUUAAUGUUGUAUUACAAGAACUCUAACUUUAUUUUUUUUUGAAACUGUUUCAGUGUGCGAGUUUAAAAGAGAUAAUCUAAGUCCAAUAUAGAAGAGAUAUAAGGUACGAAUUAGAAAGAUCCCAAUAAAGAAAUCUUAAAACUAAUAUUCCCAUAUUUGACAGCUCCAGAUCCGGUGACUUCGACAAGCACAGCAAUCGACCCUGCCACCACCAACGCUGCAGCAUCCAUAACUCACACAACCGCUACAACUCCUGCAGCGUCUAUACCCCAGACAUCCACCACACCAAUAACUACCCUGUUGAAAUGUGGCGCAAAUGACAUCAAAUUCAAUGUUCUAUUGAUUUUACAUGUAUGCGUGUUCAUUCAUCUAGCAAUUUGAAUUUAAGUGAGUUGUUUUUUAUUUCUUCAGUUUUUUUUUUUUUUUUUGGCUAUACGGAAAAUGAUUUAGAACUUUGUCAGACUUUCAUACCACAUUUUCUAAGAAAUAGAAAGGCCACUUCAGAGUGUGUGAGUUCAAUUAUCUAAUAGUUUGAUUUUUGAUUUUAACUUAUAAUUUUUGUAAACUCUUUUUAAUUGAUACUAUAAAGAUUUUUACAGUUUUUUUUUGGUAGUUUUUUUUUUAUUUUGUUUUUUUUGAAAAUCGGGGGGAAGUGGGGAAUGGCUCUACAUUAGCAAACAAUAAUGUCUACAAUGGUUUAAAAGGGAGAGCAAUGUAAAUCGUAAAGUGAUUCACUUAAAAUGUUUGUUAGCCAUGAGCAAUUUAGCAAGCAAGCUCAUUAUUUAAAACAAUGUCCAAGGAGAAAUGUUGUUUUUAAUAGAAUUUUGUUUUAAACUCUUUUAAACCAAAACUGAAAAAAAAAAAUAAUAAUAAUAUUAAAUUUGUUUCCAUUGCACAGUUAUUUGUUUCAUUCUCUUUAGAAAACGUUUUUUUUUUUUUUUAAACUUUUAUUUAAAAAAAAAAUACUUUUUAAGGAAUAUUUUUACAUUUCUUGUAAUAAAAUUAAUAUAAAACAACCAAAUUUGUAUUCAAUUUUCCAAAUAAUGAUACUCUUUUAAACCAAAACUGAAAAAAAAAAAUAAUAAUAAUAUUAAAUUUGUUUCCAUUGCACAGUUAUUUGUUUCAUUCUCUUUAGAAAACGUUUUUUUUUUUUUUUAAAAUUUAAUUUAAAAAAAAAAAUAAAAAUAAUAUUAAAUUUGUUUUCAUUUCAUAGUUAUUUGUUUUAUUUUCUUUAGAAAACGUUUUUUUUUUUUUUUUAAACUUUUAUUUAAAAAAAAAAUACUUUUUAAGGAAUAUUUUUACAUUUCUUGUAAUAAAAUUAAUAUAAAACAACCAAAUUUGUAUUCAAUUUUCCAAAUAAUGAUUUUUAAAAUAUUUUUCUUCACACUUCAUUUUUUUUACUGUUUUAACUACAAAUUUAAGACACUUGCUUAUGUUUGUGGUGUAACAGAAUUAUCCAUAUGUAAUCAUAAUCCAAUGUGUUAUUUAAAAAGAGAAAACACGAUUUGAACAAAUUUGGAACUUGUAAUUACCAAAAAACACGAAACAUUUUUCUGUUCUGUAAAAUAGUUAAUGCCAAAAAAUGUUAGUGAACUUUAGAAUCUGUUUGUUAACCAAUAUUUUGGAACGAUUUUCAUCCCAUAAAUUAGUUACAGAGUUCACAUCAUCCGAUAUGAAUCUUGGUUACAUUCUUUCUGACAACAUGUACAGUGGAACCCCACUAUAACGCGAUGAUCGGGGUCCAUAAAAUCGGAUCGCGUUAAAAGCGGGGUUGCGUUCUUAGCACAGCGGGAAUCCCUUACGUAUUACUAUUUACAGUUCUACCGGAAGAAAGCCUCGUUUUCGGCAUUAAUUUUGAUACUAGUUUGAACGUGGUGCGUUUAGGGGCUCAUUUGCUACGAUAUUUUGAAAAGUUGUGAUUUUUUUCGCUUUAAAAAAUGGCUUUCCAAUCAAUGGAUACAAUUUUCAAAGAAGUUACGCCUGAUGGAGUAAAUGAAUUUCAAAUUUCGGGAGCCAUGCUACGACCGUGUGAUAUGUGAAUUCGCGUUAUGGCGGGGCGCGUUAUUGACUAUUGUAACUCACUUCAUUCAUAUUCACCACCACAUUCCAUAGAAAAAACUGCAGACAUGUUAAAACUCAGCUGCUGGGUUAGUUCUAAGGUCAAAGAAACAUGAUCACAUCACUCCACUACUUCCAUCACUUCAUUGGCUCCCUAUACCGGCACGCACUGAAUACAAGCUGUCUGUUCUCUGGCACAAAUUUUCUCUUUUUCUUGUCCUCCCUAUCUAACUGAACUUCUUAAUGUCUAUUUACCCUUUCUUUCUGUUCCCAGAACACGAACUAAAACAUACGGUGAGCGAUCUUUCUCUUUCUGUGCCCAAAAAACAAUGGAAUUCUCCAAUAACAUAUCCGCAAUAUAACGAUCAUCUCAGCCUUCAAAACUGUUCUCAAAACCCAUCUCUUUAAACUGUACUUUAACGACUUUUUUUCCUCCCCGUUUGACCGAUAAACAAUGCUCGAAUCUGCUGGGUUCUGUCCAUGACUGGAAGAUUAUAGGUGGUUAGGUCAAGCUUUUCACCAAUUUUUGGAUUUGAAUAUAAACGUUUCUGUAAUUGCUAAUUUAGGCUGGGGUACUGCAGGGAUCCUAGCCAUAGGCUGGGGGUACUGCGUUAUAUAAAAACCAACUAAUAAUAAUAAUAAUAAUAAUCAAAAUAAAACACGAACAAAUUAAGUCAGGUGCAAUUAAAAAUAUAAUAUCAAAAUAGAGAAGGAUAUAUUGAUAUUUAAUUUAAAUAAUCCCAUCUUUGAUUACGAUAUCAGGUCUAUCUUAUUUAAAGUAAAUGAUUCCUGAAGUAGAUUCUCUAUUAAUUUGACGAUAAGUGUGAUUGUCGAGAUUUAAGGGUGAAAUUAACUCUUCAAUUGUUUUAAGUGCUAGGUUAUCUCUACCAAAAUAACGCUCUUCAGGUCCUCUGAGCAAACACAGCUAGCCUAGCUCCCUGAGCAAACACAGCUAGCCUAGCUCCCUGAGCAAACACAGCUAGCCUAGCUCCCUGAGCAA